CGCUAAAAUACGAAACGAUCCCAAAUUUGGGCUUUGGCUGCUCUCUCUCCUCUUCUCGUUCGUUCCUUCUCUUCCUCUCGCUCCUGGGCUCGGGAAAUGGAGAGGAUACACGUCAGCGUCAGAGCUCGGCCGCUGUCGCCGGAGGACGCCAAGACCAGCCCCUGGAGAAUCUCCGGCAAUUCCAUCUUCAUCCCCAACCACUCCUCUAAGUUCGAGUUUGAUCGAAUUUUCGGGGAAGAUUGUCCGACUCAGGAAGUAUAUCAAGCUCGAACCAAAGACAUUGUUGCCGCUGCUGUUCGCGGAUUUAAUGGCACAGUCUUUGCCUAUGGGCAAACGAACAGUGGCAAGACACAUACUAUGCGGGGGUCAGCUGCGGAACCUGGGGUCAUCCCGCUUUCUGUUUAUGAUUUAUUUGACACGAUUGAAAAGGAAAAGGACCGUGAAUUCCUGUUAAGGAUGUCUUAUAUGGAGAUCUAUAAUGAGGAGAUUAAUGAUUUAUUGGUCCCUGAGCAUCUGAGGCUUCAAAUCCAUGAAAAUUUAGAGCGGGGCAUCCAUGUGGCUGGCUUGCAAGAGGAGAUAGUUGCCUCCCCUGAGCAAGUCCUUGAACUCAUGGAGAGUGGAGAGUCUCAUCGUCAUAUUGGAGAGACCAAUAUGAAUGUCUACAGUAGUAGGUCGCAUACCAUCUUUCGCAUGAUAAUUGAGAGUCGGGACAUUCAGCAAAAGAGGAAAACUGAGAGUGGGGACAAACACGAAGAUGAAGGUGGCCAUACUUCUUGUGAUGCAGUCCGUGUCUCAGUUCUAAACCUAGUGGACCUUGCCGGCUCAGAGCGUGCUGCAAAAACUGGAGCGGAAGGUGUCCGACUUAAAGAGGGUUCCCAUAUAAAUAAAAGUCUGAUGACUCUGGGUACUGUGAUAAAAAAGCUAAGCGAAGGAGCUGAGAGUCAGGGAGGUCAUGUUCCAUAUCGGGAUAGCAAACUUACACGCAUUUUGCAACCUGCUCUUGGUGGAAAUUCAAAUACAGCCAUAAUAUGCAAUAUCACGCUUGCUCAGGUUCAUGCAGAUGAGACUAAAAGUAGUCUCCAGUUUGCAAGUAGAGCACUCCGUGUCACCAACCAUGCCCAUGUCAACGAGAUUUUAACAGAUGCUGCUUUGUUAAAGCGUCAGAAGAAAGAAAUUGAGGAGCUUCGAGCUAAAUUGCAGGGUUCUCAUUCCGAAUAUUUGGAAGAGGAGAUUUUAAAUCUAAGGAACACACUACUGCAGACUGAACUUGAGAGGGAGCGAAUAGCACUAGAGUUGGAGGAGGAAAAGAAAGCUCAUGCUGAACGUGAGAGAAGGUUACAAGAGCAAGCCAAAAAAAUUGAAAACUUGAGCACAAUGGUUCUCUACUCAAGUAGAGAUGAGAAUCGAGAUAAUAUAAAAAAAGGUAAGAGGCGGGAUACAUGGUGCCCUGGUGCUCUAUCUCGAGAGACUCUUGGAGAGGCACGACCAACUAUUGAUGUAAAGGGCUCUGCGGGCAAAACUGCAAGUUCUAGGCAUGAGAUGGGUCCGCUUCUUCCUUUCGACGAGUUAGUCAAUGAAAUUGAAGUUGGUCUUGACAAUUCAUGUAAAAUAGAGGAAGAUCAUGACCAUGGUGCGCAGGAAGACUCUAUCAUUCCAAAUCCACAAUCUUUGAUGCACGUAACAAGUAGGAGGAAAGCAUCAACAAGAAACAAAACUGUUGCUGAGGUGAACAUAAAUCCUGUGGAAAUCCAUGCAGCGUAUGACGAUUUGCUUAUAAAAUUUGAAAAUCAAAGAAUCGCCAGUGAAAUACAAAUUGAUUGUUUGAUGAGAAAGCUUGCUGAGGUUGAUUCGUCUUCUAACAUUAGACAAACAGAUGACAUCAUAAGUUCCAGAGAGUCAGAAGCUUUGCUUGUGAUCAAACAACUUCAAGAGCAGAUUAAGAAUUUGGAGAUGGAAAAAUCUAUGAGCCAGCACAAUCAUAAUAGUGUCAUGCAGCUGACUGAGGAACAGAAUAAAUCGAAAUUUGAAGAGCUUCAUGAAGAACUUCUCAAGGCAAAGGAGGAGGCAAGACUUGCUUGUGAAAAAAUUACUUCCAUAAGAACCCCAAUUGAAACUUAUGAGAAUGAGAUUGACACUGUGGUCAAGCUUUCGACCGAUAUCGGAGAUUUGGUAAUGGAAGUUCAGAAUUUGAAAAACUUUGUUGAGGGCAUCGUUUCACUUGUGGAUGAUGUUUUUCAAAGUUUCUCUUCAAUGCCAGACACUUUUGUAGACUUGAAGGAUUUUGCAAGAGAAACUCUCCUGCAACAUAAUGUCAUCAUCAGUGACUAUGACAAGUUGCAAAGUUGCUUGAAGCAAAAAAUUUCUCAACUUGAAAGUGAGAAGGUCCAAUUACAUAGGCACUUUGAUGAUCUCCAGAAACAAAUAGAGGACUUGAAAAAUGAUAGGCACAAUUCUGAGAAAAGCUUGACUGCACUCAAGGAGCAGCAAGAGUCGGAAAUGUUAGAACUCCUUGUUCAAAUACAGAAUCUCCAGAAGGAAAAUUCAGGCUUAUCAUCUUCUGCCCUGGCAAAAGAAAGGGAAACUUUGAGGAAAGAUUUAGAGAAGACAAAAUUGAAGUUGAAAGAGACUGAGUUCAAGCUCAAGAAUGCUGUUCAAGAGAAAACUAAACUUGAGGGGGAGAAAGCAUCAGCUGAGCGAGAAAUAAAAUUAUUACACGGCCAGAAGGCUCUUCUUGAACGUGAUAUCAAUAAACGUGAGUCAUUGGCUGGUCGACGGCGUGAGUCUGUUAUGAUUGAUUCGAAGAGAUCAAGGACUCAAACUGUUACUGUUGAUCAGACAAUGCAGGAAGAAUACAGACAACUGGAAGUUCUUGCAUUUGAGAUGGAGUCAACUAUUGCUUCCUUGGAAGAGGAGUUAGCUGCUGCAAAGCAUGAGAACGGAGAUCUUACCUCUAAAAAUGAAAGUCUGGCCUCAGAGCUGGAAUACCAAUCUGAAAAGAUUGGCUUAUUAAACUUGGAACUCAAUAAAUUGCACGAAGAAGUAGAGAAGCUUAAUCUGGAACUUCAAGAAUCUAAUUCCUACAAGCAGCAGAUGGAAAUCUCCAUAAUUAAGAUGGCAGAAGAGAAGGAAGAGUUAGCUCUGCAACUCAGUGAGUCCCUAUUGGAAAUGGAGGAGGAGAAGGCCAUAUGGUGCAGCAAAGAGAGAGCCUCUCUCCAAGCCCUAGAAGAAAAGGCAAAGUUGUACAAUGUGGAGAAGGCAUCAUUAUCAAAAGAAAUGGAGAAGGUGAGGAAGGAGCUCCAGUCCUGGAAAGAAAACUGCAAUGCACUUGGAGAAGAAUUGCGGUGUUCUGAGGAAGAUGUGGAAAGGGAGAAAAAAUGCAGUGAAGACAAGAUUGUGGAAAUUGAACAGCUGAAAAACGACCUAAGGUUAGCUGUCAGCGAGAAUGAAAAACAAGCUCAAGAAAAUCUGAGCGACCAACUUCUUAGUAUGACAUAUGAUCGCGAUAGAUUGAAAAUGCACUGUGAAGAGCUCCAAAGGCAUGUUCUUGAGCUGGAAUCCUCCAAGAGAAGUUAUGAUAAUAAGUUAUCGGAGGCAGAAGCCCAGGCAUGCAAACUAGCGGAAAGGAUUUCAAGCAUGGAAGUCAGUAUGCAAAAUGAGAAAACCGAAGACAGUAAGGAAAAAGCGAAACUGAGGAUAAGGCUGCGGUGGACGCAGGCGAAGUUGGACGCCUUCCGGCACAGGUACACAGAAGUAUUGAACGACCGUGAGUUAAUGGACAGGAAGUACGAGGAGGCCUCUGCAAAACUUAAGGGUCGUUUGGCAGAGUCCGCAGUCGAGGUGCUCAAUCUCACGAAGCAACUAGCUGCUGCUAGGGGGCUAAGAUCGUAGAUGAACUGACGACCUGCCUAGGCUUAACUAGGAAGUUGACUAAUGUUAACUAGGUGUAGUCGAAGAAGUAGCAGAAACGAAUUCGCUGCAUAGAGAGAGAAUUUGCACCACACUGUACAUAAUAUAAUUUACAUACUUCUACGGCGUGGUUUAGUUCCAUGGAGACCCUUUUUAUGCUAAAAUUAUAGGAGCAUAAUUUAUGUGUGAUGUAAUCUAUCUUAGAUCACUUCAUUUAGAUA
Molecule: messenger RNA, 4127 nt
Organism: Punica granatum (pomegranate)
Lineage: Eukaryota; Viridiplantae; Streptophyta; Magnoliopsida; Myrtales; Lythraceae
Source: RefSeq, a predicted model, not a curated record